Molecule: messenger RNA, 3922 nt
Organism: Leptopilina heterotoma
Lineage: Eukaryota; Metazoa; Arthropoda; Insecta; Hymenoptera; Figitidae
Gene: MARCH6
Product: E3 ubiquitin-protein ligase MARCHF6
Exons: 7
Coding region: 195-3155 (986 amino acids)
Cellular component (GO): endoplasmic reticulum membrane
Molecular function (GO): zinc ion binding
Source: RefSeq, a predicted model, not a curated record
UUUUGAUUGUCAACAGUAAUGACAGAAAGUACUAGAAACGGGAAGAAAAAGUAGCAGUAGAAACUUUUCGAUAUUUUUGCGUUAUAAUUUUCGUUUUUACAAUAUAUAUAUAUACUUUUGAUAAAAAAGCAAGAUUAGUCAUUUCAGUGACUAGAGGCUAAGAGAGAGCGAAUUUGCAAAAAAAAAACCUAAACAUGACGGAGGACAUGUUAGGUGCGGAUAUAUGCAGGGUCUGUCGUUCAGACGAUCCUGACAGACCUCUUUUUCAUCCCUGUAUUUGUACGGGUAGCAUAAAAUGGAUUCAUCAGGAAUGUUUGCUCCAGUGGAUGAGAUAUUCGCGAAAAGAAUAUUGCGAACUUUGUGGACAUCGUUUUUCAUUUGCUCCAAUUUACAGUCCCGAUAUGCCACGACGUUUACCAUUGAGAGACGUUGUUGGUGGUUUAUUUUCAAGUAUUGUCACCGCCGUGAAAUAUUGGCUGCAUUACACUCUAGUUGCAAUUGCCUGGCUCGGUAUUGUUCCUUUGACAGCGUGUCGGAUUUAUCGAGCACUAUUUAGUGGACCACUUGAUUUAAUACGGAUUCUGUCAUUGCCGAUGGAUAUAAUAUCGACGGAGAAUAUUUCCUCGGACGUUUUUCACGGUGGACUCGUGAUAAUAUGUAGUCUGGUGGCUUUUAUCGGUUUGGUGUGGUUACGUGAACAAAUUUUACACGCUGGUGGUCCGGAUUGGUUGGAAAGAGAUAAUGUACAAUUGCCACCUGUUGAUAAUCCACCAGCGGUGGAGGGUCAACAACAACAACAACAACAGCCGCAGCAACAACAACAACAACAACAGAAUGACGAUGAACGUGUUAUUCAUCAGCCUGAUGUUCCGGAAAAUAAUAAUAUACCACCUUUUGUUGAUGAACCGCCAGGUGAAGAGGAACCAGUUGAUGAAGUGAUUCAUCAGAUGAUUAACAAUCCACUGUAUCCAGAGGAAGUGAAUCCAGUCGUUUUUCCCGAGGGACUAGUGAGAGAGGAGGAAAUUGCCGCUCCUCGACAGGACGUUGAUAGACCAAACGGAAGAGUAAUGAGGAAUUUAGCUCAUCUGAGGGCUCAUUUUCAGGGGCAACCAGCUCCGUUGCAGGGACAGCCACAAAUUCAGGGCGAGGCGGAGGAAGCGAAUUGGAAUCCAAUGGAGUGGGAUCGUCCCGCUGAAGAGCUCACUUGGGAACGUCUUCUAGGCCUCGAUGGAUCCCUCCUCUUUCUCGAGCAUGUCUUUUGGGUCAUUUCUUUGAAUACACUUUUCAUCAUUGUGUUCGCCUUCUGUCCGUAUCACAUCGGACAUUUCGCGAUAGCAAACGUGGGACUUCAGGAAUACGCGGCAGCCUCACAUUUUGAAGGUCUGGUGACAACGUUGAGUGGUUAUUGCGUAAUUGGAGUGUGUUUGGUGAUUCUGCACACGUUGGCUGCACUCUUUGGUUUGCGAACAUCGCAAAGAAUUCUUGGACUUUGCUACGUUGUGGUGAAGGUGUCACUCCUCUCGGUGGUGGAAAUUGGUGUCCUGCCACUUGUUUGCGGAUGGUGGCUCGAUAUUUGCUCACUGGCAAUGUUUGACGCCACUCUCAAGGAUAGAGAAUCGUCAUUUCGUCAUGCGCCAAGUACAUCAAUGUUUAUCCACUGGCUCGUUGGAAUGGUUUAUAUUUACUAUUUUGCCUCAUUCAUUCUUUUACUGCGCGAAGUUCUGCGACCUGGUGUUCUUUGGUUUUUGCGAAAUUUAAAUGAUCCAGAUUUCUCGCCAAUACAGGAAAUGGUACAUUUGCCAAUAUUGCGACACGUGAGACGACUUGUAGCUUCGGCUGUUAUUUUUGGUACUGCGAUUUUGUUGAUGCUUUGGCUUCCUGUGAGAAUACUGCGAUGGGCUUGGCCGGGAUUUCUUCCUUAUACGGUUACUGUUCAGAGUGAAGCUCAGGUGAGCGAAUUGUCCUUGGAGUUGCUACUGUUACAAGUGAUUCUACCGGCUUUACUGGAGCAGAGUCAUACGAGAACUUGGCUCAAGGCUCUGGUGCGAGGAUGGUGUCAAGUGGUGGCUUGGGUUCUCGAUUUGCAGUCGUAUCUUUUGAGAGAUCAGACAGAAGAUCCUGGACCAGCGAUUGCCGACGAGCCACAACAUCCGGAUUUGGGAGCUGCUCAUCAAGCGAUGAUUCAAAGAGAGGCACCUACUGAUUUUCAGCCUUAUGUGAGACCACGCUGCUUCCAUGCGAGGUUAAUUGGAUUACUGCUCUUCGUGUGCGUUUCCCUUGUGAUUGCGAGUCUGAUCGCCAUGACUCUUCCGGUUUGGCUUGGACGUCGAGUCAUGGCUCUGUGGAUGGCCGGAGCUCCUGCGCCGCCGUCACCUCCAGUCUUACCUCCGACAUUACCCGCCAGCAAUGGAAGCGAAACGAUUGUGACAUUAUGCGGAAGAGUUCACGAAGUUUAUACAGUCGCUUGUGGAACGUACGUUUGUUGGGCGGCAUUCAGAGGAUUGGCAUUGGCAAUAUCGUGGCUUCCACGUGGGAGACGAGCAAUAAUCGAUCGUAUCAAGCACUGGGCAAUUCUCGGAGCUAAAGCAUCAGUGGCAUUUUUUUUGUUAAUUGGAGUAAUUCCAUUGUUAUUUGGUCUUCUUCUUGAGCUCGUUGUUGUGGUACCAUUGCGUGUUCCACUCGAGCAAAAUCCAAUACUAUUCAUUUGGCAAGAUUGGGCUCUCGGUGUUUUAUAUACAAAAAUAGCCACCGCAUUGACAAUGAUGGGUCCCGAAUGGCGACUUCGUCUUGCAAUUGAAAAAGCCUAUACAGAUGGAAUUCGAGAAAUGGAUUUGAAAUUCAUUGUCACGGAAUUAGCAGCUCCUGUGAUAUGUUGUUUCGGUCUUGCUCUUGCAAUUCCCUAUGCAAUCGCUUAUGGAAUUGUUCCCCUAUUAGUGACAAAUAUUCAAACACAAAUCCUAAUUGCACGACGUCUCUAUCCAUUUCUUUUAUUGGUCAAUGUUGUUUGCAUUGUCAUUCUAUUUCAAAUUCGUCAAUUCAAAAAGCUCUAUGAGCAUAUUAAAAAUGAUAAAUAUCUCGUGGGUAAAAGACUUGUUAAUUAUGAACAUAGAAACAAGUCACAAUCGCAACAACAGCAACAACAAAGAUCAAAUUGAUUUUUGAGAAUUGCGAUUUAGAUUUAGCUUCGUGUACAUUCUGAAUGAUCAGCUCGAAUAAGUGACGAAUUAAUAACAAAAGAACGUUACUCGGAUUUUGUUUCUUUAUAGUUUAAUAUAUAUUUAUCUAAAAGCGAUACUUCGUUUCGCUUUGUCAGUUGUAUAAUAAUCCACGAUGCUUUAUUUAUAGUCAAUUAUUAACUUAUUUUAUUAUUCGGGUCAGCGACGAACGGAAAUUGGUUUCUAUUUAGCAGAAUUUCGUUUGAAAUUUUUUUUUUAACGAAAGAACUGAUUUUUAUUUAAGUUUCUUUAAACAUUUUUUUUCUAUAAUUUAUAUUUCAAAUUCAAUCAGUGUAAAAUUAUUAUUUAAAAGUAAAUACCUUCAAAUGGUUCAGUUAAUGAAUAGAGAAAAGUGCAUGUGUACAAAUAACUGGAUUGAAUAUAUUGAGAAGGAUUUAGAUUAUAAUUAAUGUACUAAAGUAUUAUAAUAGUAAUUUGACUUUUCCAUAAAUUUGUCAAUAUUCAUUUGAAUUUUGUUUUUCUUUCAAACUAAAUUCAAAGGAAUUUUAACAAUAUUCCAUUAUUAAUAAUAAUUGAUAUAUCAACCUGAUUAAAAUUACAGGUCGUUAUCAUGUGCAGUGUACUAUUUUUUAUUUUUAGAAAGAGAGAACGCUCAUAUUUUUUAUUGAAAUAGUUGCUUCAAAUUAUAUAAAUUGCAUUAAAUCUUUCAAAUUAAUAAAAAUUAAAAACAACUAUUUUUUUAAAAA